AUGUCUGCAAAAGCUGUUCGUGAGGCGACUGGGAAAUUUCUAGUGCACAAACAUCUGAGUGCUGCAGUGUCCGUUCAAAACAAAUCGCGUCAUGCCACCCUCACCUCCGAAACCGACUGGGAUCGGCUUGUCCAGGAACAUCCCUGGCUACUUGAUCAUAGGCUGGUGGUGAAGCCUGACCAGCUAAUUAAGCGCCGUGGAAAGCUUGGACUGAUUGGCGUCAACUUAGAUUUCCAAGGUGUACAGGAGUGGAUUAGAACGCGAAUAGGUCAGGAGAUCCAGGUUGAAGCAGCUUCAGGCAUAUUGAAGAACUUUAUAAUUGAACCUUUUGUACCCCACCAACAGGAGGAGGAGUUUUAUGUGUGCAUUUACGCAACCCGCGAGGGUGAUGUGGUGCUCUUCCACCACGAGGGAGUCGACGUGGGGGAUGUGGACUCCAAGGCUCUGCGCUUCCUAGUGGGUAUUGACAAGGGCCUGACGCAAGAACAGGUGAAGACGCAGCUUCUGGUGAACGUGCCUGGUCCCCGCCAAGAGGUUCUAGCAAGUUUUGUCACUGAGCUCUUCAAGUUGUUUGAAGACCUAUACUUCACUUACCUGGAGAUAAAUCCACUUGUUGUAACAGAUGAUGGGGUGUAUGUGCUGGAUAUGGCUGCCAAGUUGGAUGCCACAGCAGACUAUCUCUGCAAGGCCAAAUGGGGCGAUAUUGAAUUUCCACCCCCAUUCGGCCGUGAAGCCUACCCAGAGGAAGCGUACAUCGCUGAUCUCGAUGCGAAGAGUGGUGCCAGCCUGAAGUUGACCAUCCUAAAUCCCAGGGGUCGGAUCUGGACCAUGGUAGCUGGUGGAGGGGCAUCUGUCGUCUACAGUGACACCAUCUGUGAUCUGGGUGCAAUGGAGGAGCUUGCUAAUUAUGGAGAGUACUCUGGUGCACCCAGUGAGCAGCAGACAUAUGACUAUGCCAAAACCAUCCUGUCACUCAUGACUCGUGAAAAGCACGCUGAUGGGAAAGUGCUCAUCAUUGGAGGAGGCAUUGCUAACUUCACAAACGUCGCUGCAACCUUCAAAGGCAUUGUGCGAGCAAUCAAAGAUUUCCGGGCUCGUCUAAAGGAAAAUGGCGUGAGCAUUUUUGUGCGACGUGGAGGCCCCAACUACCAAGAGGGCCUUCGUGUCAUGCGCGAAGUUGGUCAGACAACAGGCAUUCCAAUCCAUGUGUUCGGCACGGAGACGCACAUGACGGCCAUAGUGGGAAUGGCGCUGGGGCUGCGGCCCAUCCCGGACACCACGCCAGCGGAGGCUCACACUGCCAACUUUCUCCUGAAUGCUAGC
Molecule: messenger RNA, 1323 nt
Organism: Callorhinchus milii (elephant shark)
Lineage: Eukaryota; Metazoa; Chordata; Chondrichthyes; Chimaeriformes; Callorhinchidae
Product: ATP-citrate synthase-like
Biological process (GO): tricarboxylic acid cycle; succinyl-CoA metabolic process
Cellular component (GO): succinate-CoA ligase complex; cytosol
Molecular function (GO): succinate-CoA ligase (ADP-forming) activity
Source: RefSeq, a predicted model, not a curated record